Molecule: messenger RNA, 555 nt
Organism: Radiomyces spectabilis
Lineage: Eukaryota; Fungi; Mucoromycota; Mucoromycetes; Mucorales; Radiomycetaceae
Exons: 2
Source: RefSeq, a predicted model, not a curated record
CCUCUUUCUCUCAAGAAGGGAAAAAAAGAAUUUUCCCUUAGCCCACAACUGAAGCCAUCUGUCUCAACUGAAAAGCCUCGAAUUUCUGAGGAACACCAGCGCACGUUGGUGCCAUUGUACCAUGUAAAAAUCAGCAGCAACCACGCGUCAACAACGCCACCAGAUUUGAUAGAGGUGUACCAGCCCAAUUUGGAAGAUCAAGCCAUGGAAGGCUCCAAAUCCUUGCGCAAACGUCCCAAGGCGUAUGCAUUCCUCAAGAGCAUAUUGGAUCAACCGUUGCCGAAACUGCGAAAGUUUCUAUGGCUCAAUGGCGAUGAUGCGGAGGAAAACAAAGACGAAGACGAAGCCAAAACGGUUAAUCGUAUCCGGGUUAUCCUGACCGACUUUAUCUUGGUCUGCGAAAAACCAGCGUACCCCGGGGUCACCAAUGAGCGAACACCAUUCAUGGAGUCAUUGUCGCAUUGUCCAAGGCUUAUUCGGCAAUAUAUGGCAAUAUAUCUUUUGUUUGCUGGGACGAAUGGAAGAGAAGGACCAUGGCUUGACGUACUUGGGUGA